Poeciliopsis prolifica (blackstripe livebearer) is the source of this 922-nucleotide messenger RNA. It is a transcript of the gene spc24, whose product is annotated as SPC24 component of NDC80 kinetochore complex. The transcript is spliced from 7 exons. The record is from RefSeq and is a predicted model, not a curated record. Lineage: Eukaryota; Metazoa; Chordata; Actinopteri; Cyprinodontiformes; Poeciliidae. Bases 232 to 840 code for a protein of 202 amino acids.
UUAUAUUCGACAUGUCCGUCUUUGCGUCGCUAAAGUUACGUUCAGCGCAGCGUGUAGAAGCGACGUAAAACAGGACAGCUGUUUGUUGUCCGCCCGUUCGCAUCCCUGACCGUCUCUCUCCAGGUUUCUGCAGACGGAGCUGGAGAGUGUGAGGAACACCGAGAGGCGACUGGAGGAACUUUUGAGUUUUCUCGCUCAAAAGUCAGAAAACCAAACGAAACGCUGCCCACAAUGUCUCUGAGCCAGACGUUUCAAGACGUAGAGGAGGACGGGGAGAAGCUCAUGGAGCUCAUCAACAGCAGUCAGCUCGAGAAACUGGAAGAAGUGAAAGUCGAACGCCAGGCCCUCGACGACAAGUACCAAGAAACAAAGAAGGCUGUGACGCAGAUUUUUAAAGACAUGGCGCAGGUCGAGGAACGCGCGGGCCAGAGGCUGCUGGACAUGGAGGAGAAGAAGCAGCACAGGCAGAAGGAGCUGGAGGACUUGGAGGAGCAGCUGCAGCGGUGCACGGCCAAAAGCCAGAUCAUGGACUCAGAAAUCCAGUUUCUGCAGACGGAGCUGGAGAGUGUGAGGAACACCGAGAGGGAACUGGAGACUCUGCAGAAUGAGGUGGAUGAAGACACCACCGAGGUCAUCCCGUCUGCAGUGUACGUGGCUCAGGUGUACUACCUAAUAACCAAGAUCAAGUGGGAGUACGACACGCAGCCCAACAUUUUGAAAGGAGUGCACUACGGUCCCGAUCUGGCCACGCCCAUCAACGUUGACACGUCUGUCCGCUCUCGAAGCGACAUAAGCGAUCAGCUGUGGGACUUUGUCAGCACUGAGUGCGUCAGGGACUAAAGCGGUGCCUGCUGUGUCAGAGUUGGUCACUAGAUGUCGCCAUAGAGCUGCUUACUGUUGAAGUGUGUUCAAACCAAGCCAG